ACGAGCCUCCUUCGCGAAUUCCGAGUCCUCCGUCCGCUUCGGAGCCGCGCGGGCUCCAUCUCAUCCCCCGCGGCGGAAGGGCCGCGCGGAGGCUGCGUUCCGGCAACACUGGAAGGGAACGUUCUCACAUUCCGAAGCGGCGGGCUCGGGCUCGCUGGGUCGCAAACUGGGGUGGGCUCGCUUUCCCGCCGCAGCGGACGACCCUAGGUCCCCAGCGUGGUGCCGCAGAGCCGCAGAGCCUACCAGGCCCGGCAGGGAAGCCGAGGUGCCCGUCCGCCCUGCAAACCUCGCCGCCAACCGGGGACGAUCACCGGUGCGCGCCAUGGGCUCUGUUAUUGGUGACCACAAUGAAAAAUUUAGACACUGAGGAGCUGAUAACUGACAAACUUCCCAAGCUCAAGAACUCAAAAGAAUGGUUGGAACCACAGCCACUUCCUUUUAUGGAGGCAUUAGCUAAUGAAGAUGUUGAUGCAGCUAUUCAAUCAAUCUUAUAUAGAGAAAAUUAUGUAAUUAAGGAACUAGAUAAGUAUUUACAACAUCAUGAAUUCUUAAAUGCAAGAAGAAAAGAGAUGUUACAUAAAAGAUGGGUUGACCAUGUGGCAGAUCCUCUCCAGAAGAAAGUUUUAGGAAAAGUUUCUUCACAUAAGAAAAUUAAAAAAAGGAGACAAGAGGAACUGGAUGGUUUUUUAAAAUAUGUAAAUAAAAAGGGAAAUGCAUUUAUAGAACAUUACGAUCCAAAAGAGUAUGAUCCUUUUUAUACAAGCAAAGUGGACCCCAAUCUUCUGAAGGUUACCAUCCCACCAUUUCGUGAUCCUUUGAAAAAGGCACAAUAUGACAAAGAUGAAGACAAAAAAACCCUUCUUCAGUGUGAGACUGGCAAAAUAUAUACAAUGAAAAAAUUCAGAGAGGUUGAAAAGGCCAAACUGUAUUCCAGAUUUCCAAGCAUAUCUAACUCACGGCACUUUAUGACUCCAAACAAGUGGCUUAAGUUGCCUACAUGUUACAUAGAAAGUGAAUUUUGUAAAAGGAGCAGGUUAAAAGUGAAAAUGAAUCUUAAUGAUAGUAGUUUUGAUCUGAAACCCUCAGCAAGAGUUCCUCAUCCACCGGAAUUCCAGGAAGAAAAAAAAACAGUUAUUUACAAAAACAAAGAGUCAUCCCCUCUGGAAAAGGAACCUCUACGUUAUCAGGAGGGGAAGAAUCCAAGCCUGAAAGAGGCUGACUCUGAAGGUCACUUCUCUUCCUUGAACCUCAGCCAGGAGGUAGAAAGGAACAAGGAGCAGGAUGUGGUUUUAGCAACUAAAGAGAACAUACCCUGAUCCCUGACUGGUGAAAGAGGACCCGAAAGAAGGCUGCUUCAGAGGAAGCCGUGUGCUAGCCAAAAUCAUUCAGCGCGAGGCCAAGGAAGGCACUCAAGAGUUGUUCAAUCUGUAAGAAAAGCAUCUUCAAUAAACUUCAUUUAAUUUUUUA
Molecule: messenger RNA, 1467 nt
Organism: Choloepus didactylus (southern two-toed sloth)
Lineage: Eukaryota; Metazoa; Chordata; Mammalia; Pilosa; Megalonychidae
Gene: FAM228B
Product: family with sequence similarity 228 member B
Source: RefSeq, a predicted model, not a curated record